AGGGCACUGCUUGGCUUCUUGUAUGAAGGCAAAGUGAAUGAUCCUGUUUCUCCAAAUGAUUAUUCAGACUCAGGAAGAGAGAGGGAGAGAAAGGAGCAUUCCAUCCCAGCUUUGCCCACUCUCUAACAGAACCCUUUCAAACCCGCAGGUUCCUAGCAGGAGGGAUCUAAGCCAGUUCAGCAAUAAUAGCAACCACGACUGAGACAGAAAAUUGUGGAGAAGGUUCCUGUAACUUCGGGGGAGGGGGAGGUAAGAGGGAAGUUGCUGCUAAAAAUCAGCCAACCAGUAACCUCCCCACUCGAAAACUUGAGUCUGAAUUCUCCUCAAGUGAAAGUGAAACAACUGACGGAGUGAAAGUGUGUGCUAGAGGCAGGGUGUUUGCAAUGUGUGGGUGCUGGUGCCAGUAGGGGAGACUCAGUGCGUGUGGAAAGAGCAUGAUCCACUCCCAAGAGCCCCCUGCAGCUGGCUGGAAGGCUGUUGGUGAAGAAGACCAUGCGCCCUGACUGCAUGGCUGUCCCCCAGCAGCUUCCAGAUCCUCAGCUCCCCUCUAACAAGCUUCACCGAGCAGACAACUGCUGAAAAGCCCAAAGGAAAACAGCCCAGGAUCACUAUGGGAAAUACCUCUGGCCUUUCGUGAGACCCGGAGCAAAAGAAAGGCAGUUUGACCAAAGGGAAGCAGCAGCAGGGACUUGGAGCUCCCUUCACUGUCGCUGUGAGAAGUUUUAGCCAAUCAAAUGCACCCUGACAAUAAACUGACCAAUCAUGGAAAGACAGGUAACAGCGGCACCCAGUCCCAGCAUCAUAAUGUGAGUCAAGGAGCCACCUGCAGCCUGGGCUCUAAGGGCGUGGGGGCGGGAAAUCAUGGCAGCAAAGCCAAUCAGAUUUCUCCUGGCAACUCUGGACUGAAGAACAGCCAGAACGCUGUCCCAAACUUUGGGUCCUUGAAGGGCAAAGUGAAACGGGAACGAAGCAUCUCGGUGGACUCGGGAGAGCAGCAGGAAGCCAGCACCCCCUCCCUGGACACGGAACUAAAAGGUGAGGUGGCUCCUCGCAGCAAGCGUCGGUGUGUGCUGGAGAGGAAACAGCCAUACAGCGGGGACGAAUGGUGCUCAGGCCCAGACAGCGAGGAGGACGACAAACCCAUCAGCAGCACACACAACUGUAAUGUAGCAGAUCCUGCAAUGUCCACAGCCUCACAGCUUGGUCCUGGGUCCAACCCGCUGCCGAGCCUGAACGAGACGAGUUCUUCCAAUGCACCGCACGGCAGUGCUUCUGGCCUUCGGCCCGAUGCUGGGGGGAGUGGAGGCGGCGGUGCUGGAAAGCAGCCUUCCCAGUUUGUUUACGUCUUCACCACGCACCUUGCUAACACUGCUGCAGAAGCAGUCUUGCAGGGGCGAGCAGACUCCAUCCUGACUUAUCAUCAGCAGAAUGUUCCCAGAGCAAAGCUAGACCAGGCUCCAGCUCCCAAGGGGCUGGGAGUCACCGAGCAAUUGCCAGUUAACCCACCUGCUUCCAGCACUCCGCAGUCCCAGCCUCCUUCAUCACAAGGCAACCAGGCACAGCCCCAGCCGCCCCCGGCACAGCCCCCACCACCUCAGAGCAUCAGUCAGCAAGCUCUGCCUGCACCAAGUUCCCUAGCGCAGGACGGGACGGGAGAGGACAUUCGGCGGGACCUGACUCCCAGCUCUGUGGGAAAUAGCAGUGGCAGCACCCAGCCAGGGAGCAACCACCCCAACACACCAACUGUGCAGCCCGGGCAGGUGGACUCCUCUAGUGCUUCCAGCUCUAACCUACUGGGGGAUGGCACUAGUGCCGGGGCAGCCGGCAACGGGCAGGUAGGGCUGGGCCCCAGGAACCCCAUGAACUCAGAGGGGCUCUCUAAGGAGCAGCUGGAGCACCGGGAACGCUCCCUGCAGACCCUGCGGGACAUUGAGCGCCUGCUGCUGCGCAGUGGGGAGACUGAGCCCUUCAUGAAGUCCAACCAAAGUGCUGGUGAGGGAGGCCCUGCUCCCCAGCCACCCCUCCCACCUGCAGGCAUGAAGAAGUACGAAGAGCCCCUGCAGUCCAUGAUUUCACAGACGCAGAAUUUGGGGGGGCCUAACCUGGAGCACGAGGUCUCCCACCACCCGGGCUCUGACAUGGGGCAGCAGAUGAACAUCAUGAUGCAGCGGCUGAACCAGGACAGCCUGACACCAGAGCAGGUGGCCUGGAGGAAGCUGCAGGAGGAGUAUUAUGAGGAGAAGCGGCGGAAGGAGGAGCAGAUCAGCAUCCAUGGUCGGCCCAUGCAGGAGAUGAUGAUCCCACAGUCCAUGGGUGGCAUGAUGAUCCGGGGUCCACCACCGCCCUAUCACAGCAAACCUGGGGAACCGUGGCCUCCAGGGAUGGGCAACCAGCUGAGGGGGCCCAUAGAGGUCCAGGACCCCAUGCAGCUGAGGGGAGCACCACCUUUCCCAGGGCCAAGGUUCCCUGGAAAUCAGAUGCAGAGGGUCUCGGGCUUUGGUGGGAUGCAGAAUGUGCCCAUGGAUGCUCUGGGGCCCAUGACUGCUAUGCAGCGGCCAGUCAGGCCUGGCAUGGGGUGGAAUGAGGAUAUGCCUCCAAUGGGAGGCCCAGGCAACUUUCCACAAGGGAGCCUGCCCUACCCUUCAGGGCAAGGCCCCCCUGCCAGGGAGGAGCUCCUGAGGCACCAGCUGAUGGAGAAGCGCCCGGUGGCGAUGCAGAGGCCCAUGGGGAUGUCUGGCAGCUCCCUGAGCCAAGGUCUGGAAAUGGAGAGGAUGAUACAGGCUCACAGGCAAAUCGACCCAUCUAUGUUCCCCGGACAAAUGCCAGGAGAGAGCCUUGCCGGUGCCCCGAUGAGUAUGGACUUCCCGGGUUCCCGGGGGAUGUUGAGCCCACCCAUGAGCCAGUCCAGCCUCCGUGACAUGGAUGCGCCCAUGGGGCCUGGGAACCUCAACAUGAACAUGAAUGUCAACAUGAACAUGAACAUGAACCUCAAUGUCCAGAUGACCCCACAGCAGCAGAUGAUGAUGUCGCAGAAGAUGAGGGGCCCUGACAUGAUAGCCCACCAGGGCAUCAGCCCCGAGGACCUGGCCAGGGUGAGGGCUCAGAAUGGCAGCAGUGGCACCAUGCUGUGGGGGCCGCAGAAGAUGAUGAUCCCCUCUCAGUUCCCCAGCCAAGGGCAGCCAGGCUUCUCAGGUGGGCAGGGCCCCUAUCCCGGCAUGCCCCAGGACUUGGGCAGUGCCCACGACAUGUUCAGUCCGGAGCAGGGCUCUAUGCCCAUUGGGAACAUGGGCAGCACCACCAGGCUCAGCCACAUCCCUUUGCCGACAGCUUCCAAUCCUCCUCCCACCCAAGGGAGCAACCUAGCCAACAUGCACCCAGCACCCUCCCGGGGGCUGGGCCGCAGGCCCUCCGACCUCACCAUCAACAUCAGCCAGAUGAACUCCCCGGGUAUGGCUCACCUCAAGUCCCCGACGCUCAGCCAGGUGCACUCGCCGCUUGUCCCCUCCCCAUCUGCCAACCUGAAGUCCCCACAGACGCCUUCGCAGAUGAUCAGCAUGCCACCUUCCAACCAGUCUGGGCCUCUGAAGUCGCCCCAGGUGAUGAGCUCCUCUCUCAAUGUCAGGUCUCCCACCAGUUCACCGAGCCGUCUGAAGUCCCCUUCCAUGGCUGUUCCGUCGCCCGGAUGGGUGCCAUCUCCCAAAACCGCCUUGCCAAGUCCAGGGGUCAGCCAGAGCAAGCAGCCAAUCAGCAUGAAUUCGUCAGCUUCGCUGGGAGGGCUGGAUCAGGGUUCUCUCCCUCCUGGGCCUAGGAGCAGUUCCUCUGCACCAGCCAGUAAUCCCUCUAGCACCAUGAAUCCCAACAUGCCUUUUACUUCCUCUCCAGAUCCAUCCCCCUCCCAGAACCCCCUCUCGCUGAUGAUGUCACAGAUGUCCAAGUAUGCCAUGCCCAGCUCCACACCACUCUACCACAAUGCCAUCAAAACCAUCGCCACCUCUGAUGAUGAGCUGCUCCCAGACAGGCCCAUGCUCCCACCAGGAAGCAUGCCAGGUAUCACAGGAAACCAGCCAAAUCAACUGCACUUGAAUUCAGUGGGGCCUGCAUCCUCACAGAGCCCCAUGGGGAUGAACUUGCCUGGCCAGCAGCCUCUCUCCCACGAGCCCCCCACUUCCAUGAUGUCCUCGCCGAAUCCCCUGGGCUCCAACAUUCCAAUGCAUCCUGGUGCACAGGCCACAGGCGUGCCUCCCCCUACUCCCAUGAUGCUGCCUCCGGGGCCCCAAGACUCCAUGAAUCAGCCCUGUGGGCCUGUGCCCAACAAUUCUCAGAUGAUCCCUUCCAACCAGCUGGUGUUCCCGCGCAUGCAGCAGCCCCACAAUGCCAUGCAGUCUCCAGCUGCGGGUAUGCCCAUGACCCCAGGAGGUGGAGGAGGGGCUGGGAUACCGCAGCAUUACCCGCCUGGGAUGCCCUUGCCACCAGAGGAUCUUCCCUCCCAGCAACCUGGUCAGAUGCCCCCACAGCAGCACAUGAUGGGCAAGAAUAUCCCUCCACGGAUUGGAGAUCCCUACCCCCCUGUGCUUCCGGGUGUGGCUUCGGUACUGAAUGACCCUGAGCUUAGUGAAGUCAUCCGACCCACACCCACAGGCAUCCCUGAGUUUGAUCUCUCCAGGAUCAUCCCCUCAGAGAAGCCAAGCAGCACCUUGCAGUAUUUCCCCAAAAGUGACAGCCAAGCAUCGAAAUCACAGCCUUCCAACCUCCACCUCAUGAACCUGCAGAACAUGAUGGCUGAGCAGCCCCCCGCUCGGCCAGGCAUGACUGCCCCCAGCCUUCCAGGCCAGCAGGGCGUGCAGCGGGGACUCAACAUACCUAUAUGCCAUCCUGGACAAGUGUCCAUGCUGGGCAGGACAGGGAUGCCACCGCAGCAAGCCAUGAUGGGCAACAGCAUGCACCAGAGCAUGAUGUCUCCCCAGCAGAGCCUGAUGGCCCAGCAGAAUUUCAUGCUGAUGCAGGCUAAGCAGAGAAGCAUGUCUGUGUCAGGGGAAAUGUAUGCCCAGACGGGACAUAUGAUGUCACCUCAGGGCUCCCUCAUGGGGCCCCCACCUCAGCAGAACCUUAUGGUCACGCACCAGAUGAGGCAGAGGAGUGUUUCACUGGACAGCCAAAUGAGCUACAUCUCUGGGCCCGGGAACAUGGCAAACCUGCCUUUCUAAUCAUGCCCUGAGGGGCAGGGGCUGAUUGUAGAAACCUUUUUUAAACCUUUAUUUGGGUUAGGGUUGGGAGGCUGGGGCCUAUGGGGGUAUGGAGGGAGAUGUUUUUCAUAUUGAAUUUGCCUCUAUACGGAAAAACAGAUGUGCAGUAAAAUUGAUGUGACUCCUUUUUUGGGGGCAGGGAAGGGGUAUUAUUUUUGAAACCCAAGUGGUGACCGGGGGCUUCCAAACCCUACGGCAGUUUGUAAAAUCUUCCUUUAUUUUUUCCUUGUAGUGUGGGUUUUCUUUGUUUGUUUUAAACAACAACCAAAAUGUACAAGAAGAUUUUGAAUGAGUUGUAAAUAGGGCUGAGAGAGACAGAAACUUGUGCUGGUUUAAAAUUGUUCUGUAAUUUCUGUGUUUUAAUAGAAGCCUCAAUUAUUCAUUUUAAACUACAACAAAACUUAAACAAAUGUAGUAGGGUUUAAACUCUUGCAAAGGAGGUCCCAGGGCAGCCUCUUUCAUGCAUUGGAACAGUUUGUGUGCAGGGAUGUAUGGGUUUGAACAGAGCCCUGGGUACGUGUCUUAGGUCCUGAUUCUGCAGUCAGACCCUGUGGGCCUGUACAGGGAUACACCCAGUCACGGGGAUCCACCUGCAGGACUGGAACUGCUGACAUCUCUAAAACAGUAUUGGUUGGGGGAGUCAUUGGUCGUGGGGAUUGACAGCAGUUUCUAUCUGUCUCUGUUACAUGGCAAAGCUAUUAGCAGCAUGAGAAAUGAGAGUGCCCUUGAGGUCUGAUCCCAUUCUGCAAGUAACAAGUAAUUGGACCACAAGGUCUCCCUGCUCCCCUCUCCACCCCCAGGUGCUCUGUGUGAAUGCUCAGGAAUGGUGAGAACAGAAUGAACGCUGAGAUGUCUAUCUGGCUGAUUCCAUCCUGUGCUUCCUGGGUAUGUUGUGCAGAGGACAGGAGGGAACUUAACACACACACACACACACACACACACACACACACACACAUGUAUGCACUCUCUGCAGAGCAUCCCAUACCCCUUAUUGGCUCUGCUCCUGUUUAUCUCCUGUGUGAGUGCAGACAUCUUGCCCUGCUGCACUAUAGUCCUUGCCUUCUUUACACUCCUUUGCCUUCUGCGUGUGCACAUUUCUGUGGGAGAGCUGGCCUCAUGUACAAAACCCUGCAUUUUAGGGUAGAGAUGCUCCAAGCAUUUUCUGAGUCUUGGAAUCCCAGAUCUCCCUCAAGAGAAACCGCAUAGGCAGCUUGCCAGGAGAUGUAAAGUUAUCUGUACCCUGAACCACCACAGCCGUUGGCCUUAGAAUCUCUCCUCCACUGGCCAGUCCAUGUUACUCAUGGGAGCAUCUGGGACGUCUUUUCCACCACCACAUUAGGCUACUUAAAGCAUGCACUGCAAGCACAAGGGGUUUGGGAUUUUUUGGGGGGGAAGAGGGGCUGUGUCUGGCUCUUUCUGCCUGAGUGAUUAAAAGCUGGAGUGUGUAGACCUCCCACCUUUCCCUCCAACACUCAGCCUUGCUGAGAAAUGUCCUGACUUGUUGAAUCUCCAUUCUGUCCACAUUAUCCCCAUGUCAGUAAGAGCCUGCAAGUUGCAAUAUGCAUGAGCUGUGUAGAACAGCAAGAGGGCUUGCAGAGGCAGUGGGAGCAAUGGCUUUCUUGGUAACAGAAAGGUAAGGUGAGGGUGACAUUAUUUAUCCCAUGUUAGAUUGCAUGUUAUUUUGGAAGGAGCAAGGUCUACAGUCCAACUAAACUGAAUACAAAAGGGAAAUUCUGGUACUUUGCAGGGCUGUUGGCCCUCCUGGAGCACUUUUUGUUUGGUCGUCAGAGCAACCAACUGGGAUGCCAUAAUCAACCUUCACUGUCCUAUCAGUCCUCGUGAUGUCUAAAUCUGGGGGCCAAUAGUGCUGAGUGGUGCCUUUUUUGCUUGCGGUACCAUCUCCCAAACAGGUCUAGUUCAUCAGCGAUAUGGUGGGAGGCUUUCAGGGAUGAAGGGUAGCCAUCUCUUGUUAGGCCUCAGCAGAGCAUUUGCUCUGUCACCCUCUGCUGUGAGCUGGGUCUAGUCUUGUCUUGUGUUUUAUUGCUUGAUUUGUUAGCUUGCGUUUUGUGUGCUGAAUUCCACCCAGUUAUGGUUAAGCCCCCGUGUUUCUAACUACGAUAUGUCAGUGUUUUUUCUUGCACCAAUCAAAGGAAAAUAACAGGAAACCGUGUCUUUCCAAUGCAAUUUUAAGCAAUCAUGCCCAGAAUUAGCUUUCAUGUCCAGGUAACAGCAACUGACCCCUUUCUCUGUCAUCUCAUGGAGAAACUUCCCCAGUCAUUUUGUAACAUUAUAUAAAUAUAAAUAUAUAUAUAUAUAUAUAAA
This is a messenger RNA of Pelodiscus sinensis (Chinese soft-shelled turtle), 7565 nucleotides long. It is a transcript of the gene BCL9L, whose product is annotated as BCL9 like. The record is from RefSeq and is a predicted model, not a curated record. Gene Ontology annotation, molecular function: transcription coactivator activity; beta-catenin binding. Lineage: Eukaryota; Metazoa; Chordata; Testudines; Trionychidae. Gene Ontology annotation, cellular component: beta-catenin-TCF complex. Gene Ontology annotation, biological process: negative regulation of transforming growth factor beta receptor signaling pathway; canonical Wnt signaling pathway; positive regulation of transcription by RNA polymerase II.